AUGUGCAACAAAUUCUUUUAUGUCAACCUUUUUUUCUUUUUCUACCUCUCAUUAUUUCACAAUGUUUAUGCUUCUCAAACCAAGAAUUUCAACUUGCAACUCAAAGCUGUAAACCUUGGAAAUUGGCUUGUUAUUGAAGGAUGGAUGAAACCUUCUCUCUUUGAUGGAAUAAUCAACAAUGAUCUUUUGGAUGGAACUCAUGUGCAAUUUAUGUCAUUAAAACUAGAAAAGUAUCUAUGUGCAGAACAUGGUGGAGGAACUAUUAUUGUGGCCAACCGAACCAGACCUUUUCAUUGGGAAACUUUCAGAUUGUGGAGGCUGAAUGAGACAAUGUUUAAUUUAAGAGUGUCAAAUAAGCAAUUUUUGGGAUUAGAAGGUGAAAACAAAUUAGUGGCUGAUAUAGAUUCACCUGGAAACAAUGAAACAUUUGAGAUUGUGAGAAAUGAAGAUGAUCGAAACAUGGUUAGGAUCAGAGCAUCAAAUGGUUUGUUUUUACAGGCCAUAUCAGAGAGUUUAAUAAGCACAGGAACAGUUUAUGAAGAAUCCAUUUGGGAGGACAAUGACCCUUCAAUAUUCAAAAUGACCGUUUUGUCUGACACAAUUCUAAGAGGAGAAUACCAAAUUACAAAUGGUUAUGGUCCAAACAAAGCUUCCAAGAUCAUGCAGGAACACUGGAAGACAUAUAUAACAGAAGAUGAUUUCAAAUUCAUGUCAGAAAAUGGCUUAAAUGCAGUCAGAAUUCCUGUGGGGUGGUGGAUAGCGAAGGACCCAACACCACCUAAGCCAUUUGUUGGAGGAUCCUUAAAAACACUUGACAGUGCCUUCACAUGGGCACAAAAAUAUGGAAUGAAAGUUAUUGUAGACCUGCAUGCUGCACCGGCUUCGCAAAAUGGAAGAGCUCAUAGUGCGACAAGAGAUGGAUAUCUAGAAUGGGGAGAUUCCAGCAUUCCUGAUACAGUCGCAACCAUAGACUUCUUAGCUCAAAGAUACGGUGAGAGGUCAAAUUUAAUUGGAAUACAACUGAUGAAUGAGCCUCAAGGAGUUGAUUUGGAAAGUCUUAAAAAGUAUUAUAAAGCUGGUUAUGAUGCUGUAAGGAAACACACAUUAAGUGCUUAUGUGAUAAUGUCAAACCCUCUCGAUAGAGAUUCAAAAGUGCUUCUACCGUUUGUUAAAGCUUUUGAUAAAGUUGUCAUUGAUGUGCAUUACUACAAUCUCUUUUCGGAUAAGUUUUCAAACAUGAAUGUGAAGCAGAACAUUGAUUAUAUUAAAUAUCAAAGAGCUUCUGAGAUUAAUUCUCUGACCACAUCAAAUGGACCACUCAUCUUUGUUGGGGAAUGGAGUGGUGAUUGGAAGGUUCAGAAUGCAUCAAAACAAGAUUUUCAAAAAUUUAUGAAUGUACAAGUGGAGGUAUACUCUCAUGCUACAUUUGGAUGGGCUUAUUGGGCUUGCAAAUGUGACUCUAAUAAUUGGAGCCUUGAGUGGUUGCUUAAAAAUAAUUAUUUUAAGCUUUAA
Lathyrus sativus (Indian pea) is the source of this 1512-nucleotide messenger RNA. Lineage: Eukaryota; Viridiplantae; Streptophyta; Magnoliopsida; Fabales; Fabaceae. The record is from the annotation of a GenBank genome assembly.